UGCCCAUCUCUAAUCACGUUUACGUAAAUCCAACAACUUUCGGAAAAAUGUCGAAAAAUUUGCUAUUAUCAAUUACAAACUUUGUUAGAACCUUGGAGCGACUGUUCCUGCCCCAUGGCGGACAUCCGACAGCGUUGGCUCUGGCCGGCUUCCAGCACGAACAUGGCAGCACCAGCAGCAACAAACGGACACAGGAAUUCAGUCUAAAGGAACUGAUUGGCGAUGGAAUGCUCUGGGCCGUGCCCAAGCAUAGGCGUUCAGUGGAGAAGCGCUUGAACCGCAAAUUCGGGUAUCCAGAGUACGUGUGGAAGCCGCUCAAGGUGAAGCGAAAUAUCCGCUCGUGCCAGACAUGCGGCCAUGACCAUGAAUUGGGAGUGCUGUGUCCCUUCUGCUAUAACAAGGUGCUGAAAGAAACGGAGCAGAUGCAGGAGAAAAUCCAAGAGAAACUCGGCCUGGAUCCCGUCGACAAGGAGGUUAUUGUGCUGUACGAGGGCGAGACAUCCGAACAGACUGCCGAGCAGCUGCAGGGCAAACGCAUUGUGGAAAUGAAUAAACCCCGUCCCAUGUGGUUCACCAAAAAUCUACUACAGAAAACUACACAGCAGCAGUCUGAAGCCAAAGAGGUCAAACCCUCCGAUCUGGCAUAGAUAUUAAGUCACAUUGUGCAUUAAAACCUACUUUGUUAUCAA
Messenger RNA from Drosophila obscura, 689 nucleotides. RefSeq names its product 39S ribosomal protein L32, mitochondrial (gene mRpL32). Bases 48 to 647 code for a protein of 199 amino acids. Gene Ontology annotation, biological process: translation. NCBI's taxonomy places the organism in Eukaryota, Metazoa, Arthropoda, Insecta, Diptera, Drosophilidae. The record is from RefSeq and is a predicted model, not a curated record. The transcript is spliced from 3 exons. Gene Ontology annotation, molecular function: structural constituent of ribosome. Gene Ontology annotation, cellular component: mitochondrial large ribosomal subunit.